Molecule: messenger RNA, 3345 nt
Organism: Galeopterus variegatus (Sunda flying lemur)
Lineage: Eukaryota; Metazoa; Chordata; Mammalia; Dermoptera; Cynocephalidae
Gene: LTBP4
Product: latent transforming growth factor beta binding protein 4
Exons: 24
Molecular function (GO): calcium ion binding
Source: RefSeq, a predicted model, not a curated record
CGCUGCCUCUGUCCCCCGGACUUCGCUGGCAAGUUCUGCCAGUUGCACUCCUCGGGUGCCCGACCCCCGGCCCCGGCCAUGCCGGGCCUCACCCGCUCCGUGUACACUAUGCCACUGGCCAACCACCGGGACGACGUGCACGGCGUGGCGUCUAUGGUGAGCGUCCACGUGGAGCACCCGCAGGAAGCGUCGGUGGUAGUGCACCAGGUGGAGCGUGUGUCCGGCCCUUGGGAGGAGGCGGACGCCGAGGCAGUGGCACGGGCCGAGGCAGUGGCGCGGGCGGAGGCGGCGGCGCCCUACACCGUGUUGGCACAGAGCGCGCCGCGCGAGGACGGCUAUUCGGAUGCCUCGGGCUUCGGUUACUGCUUUCGGGAGCUGCGUGGAGGCGAAUGUGCGUCCCCGCUGCCCGGGCUCCGGACGCAGGAGGUCUGCUGCCGAGGGGACGGAUUGGCCUGGGGCGUUCACGACUGUCAGUCGUGCUCGGAGCACCUGGGGAACUCUGACCGAGUGGGCGCCCCAGAUGGACCUUGUCCAACAGGCUUCGAAAGGGUUAAUGGAUCCUGCGAAGAUGUGGAUGAGUGCGCGACAGGCGGGCGCUGCCAACACGGGGAGUGUGCGAACACGCGUGGCGGGUACAUCUGUGUGUGCCCGGACGGCUUCCUCCUCGACUCAUCCCGCAGCAGCUGCAUCUCCCAACACGUGAUCUCGGAGGCGAAGGGGCCCUGCUUCCGUGUGCUCCGCGACGGUGGCUGUUCGCUGCCCAUUCUGCGCAACAUCACUAAACAGAUCUGCUGCUGUAGCCGCGUGGGCAAGGCCUGGGGCCGGGGCUGCCAGCUCUGCCCACCCUUCGGCUCAGAGGGUUUUCGGGAGAUCUGCCCGGCUGGCCCUGGCUACCACUACUCAGCCUCUGACCUUCGCUACAACACCAGACCCCUGGGCCAGGAGCCACCCCGAGUAUCCCUCAGCCAGCCACGAGCCCUGCCAGCCACCUCUCGGUCACCCACAGGCUUUCUGCCAACCCAUCGCCCAGAGCCCAGGCCCGAGGCCCGACCUGAGCACCGGCCUGGCCCUGAGUUUCCCUUGCCCAGCGUCCCUGCUUGGACUGGUCCUGAGAUUCCUGAAUCAGGUCCUUCCUCGGGCGUGUGUCAGCGCAAUCCCCAGGUCUGCGGUCCAGGACGCUGCAUAACCCGCCCCAGUGGCUACACCUGCGUGUGCGACUCCGGUUUCCGGCUCAGCCCCCAGGGCACCCGCUGCAUUGACGUGGACGAAUGUCGCCGCGUGCCCCCGCCCUGUGCUCCCGGGCGCUGCGAGAAUGCACCAGGGAGCUUCCGCUGCGUGUGCGGCCCCGGCUUCCGAGCCGGCCCGCGGGCUGCGGAGUGCCUGGACGUGGACGAAUGCCACCGCGUGCCGCCGCCGUGUGACCGCGGGCGCUGCGAGAACACGCCAGGCAGCUUCCUGUGCGUGUGCCCCGCCGGGUACCAGGCUGCGCCGCAUGGAGCCAGCUGCCAGGAUGUGGACGAGUGCAUCCAGAGCCCCGGCCUCUGUGGCCGAGGGGUUUGCGAGAACCUGCCCGGCUCUUUCCACUGUGUUUGCCCGGCUGGUUUCCGGGGCUCGGCGUGUGAAGAGGAUGUGGAUGAGUGUGCCCAGGAGCCACCACCCUGCGGGCCAGGUCGCUGUGACAACACGGCUGGUUCCUAUCACUGUGCCUGCCCUGCUGGCUUCCGCUCCCGAGGGCCGGGGGCCCCCUGCCAAGAUGUGGACGAGUGUGCCCGUAGCCCCACACCCUGCACAUAUGGCCGAUGUGAGAACACGGAAGGCAGCUUCCAAUGUGUCUGCCCCACGGGCUUCCAACCCAAUGCUGCUGGCUCCGAGUGCGAGGACGUGGAUGAGUGUGAGAACCACCUGGCGUGUCCUGGGCAGGAGUGUGUAAACUCACCUGGCUCCUUCCAGUGCAGGGCCUGUCCUGCUGGCCACCACCUGCACCGUGGCAGAUGCAUUGAUGUGGACGAAUGCAGUUCGGGCGCCCCCUGCGGUCCCCAUGGCCACUGCACUAACACCGAAGGCUCCUUCCGCUGCAGCUGCGCGCCGGGCUACCGGGCGCCGUCCGGUCGGCCCGGUCCCUGCGCAGACGUCAACGAGUGCCUGGAGGGCGACUUUUGCUUCCCUCACGGAGAAUGCCUCAACACCGACGGCUCCUUUGCCUGUACCUGUGCCCCCGGCUACCGGCCCGGACCCCGCGGAGCCUCUUGCCUCGACGUGGACGAGUGCAGCGAGGAGGACCUUUGCCAGAGCGGCAUCUGUACCAACACCGACGGCUCCUUCGAGUGUAUCUGUCCCCCGGGGCACCGCGCCGGCCCAGACCUCACCUCCUGCCUCGACGUGGACGAAUGUCGCGAGCGGGGCCCUGCCCUGUGCGGGUCUCAGCGCUGUGAAAACUCCCCCGGCUCCUACCGCUGUGUCCGGGACUGCGAUCCUGGCUACCACGCGGGCCCCGAGGGCACCUGUGACGAUGUGGACGAAUGCCAAGAAUACGGCCCUGCGAUUUGUGGAGCCCAGCACUGUGAGAACACCCCUGGCUCCUACCGCUGCACGCCAGCCUGUGACCCUGGCUAUCAGCCUACACCAGGGGGUGGAUGCCAGGAUGUGAAUGAGUGUGAAACACUACAGGGUGUGUGUGGAGCUGCCCUGUGUGAAAAUGUUGAAGGCUCCUUCCUCUGUGUCUGCCCCACUAGCCCUGAGGAAUUUGACCCCAUGACUGGACGCUGUAUUCCUCCACGGACUUCUGCUGGCAUGUUCCCAGGCUCACAGCCCCAGGCACCUGCCAGCCCUGGUCUGCCAGCCAGGCCACCUCCACCACCCCCGCCCCGCCGGCCCAGCACACCUAGGCAGGGCCCUGUGGGCAGUGGGCGCCGGGAGUGCUAUUUUGACACAGCGGCCCCGGAUGCAUGUGACAACAUCCUGGCACGGAAUGUGACAUGGCAGGAAUGCUGCUGUACUGUGGGUGAGGGCUGGGGCAGUGGCUGCCGCAUCCAGCAGUGCCCAAGCACUGAGACAGCCGAGUACCAGUCAUUGUGCCCUCAUGGCCGGGGCUACCUGGUGCCCAGUGGAGACCCGAGCCUCCGGAGAGAUGUGGACGAAUGCCAGCUGUUCCGAGACCAGGUGUGCAAGAACGGUGUGUGCGUGAACACAGCCCCUGGCUACUCGUGUUACUGCAGCAACGGUUACUACUACUAUGCACAGCGGCUGGAGUGCGUUGAUAAUGACGAAUGCGCCGACGAGGAGCCGGCUUGUGAGGGCGGCCGCUGCGUCAACACCGUGGGCUCUUAUCACUGCACGUGCGAGCCC